Messenger RNA from Clupea harengus (Atlantic herring), 1163 nucleotides. It is a transcript of the gene zar1, whose product is annotated as zygote arrest 1. Gene Ontology annotation, cellular component: cytoplasm. The record is from RefSeq and is a predicted model, not a curated record. Gene Ontology annotation, biological process: translation. Lineage: Eukaryota; Metazoa; Chordata; Actinopteri; Clupeiformes; Clupeidae.
CCAACGACUAAGCAAAAAUGGCUUCGUUUGGAGAUGAGACGAUUGAUAGUUACUUCUAUUCAUCUUACAACCCCUACUCAUACAGAUGUCCGAAACCAAAGAUCUGGCGAAACAAGAGUUAUUUUUCCUUCGGAGACGCGGAGACCUACUUUGACAACGACCAUCGCGCACAACUGAGGUCCAUCUUGGCACAAAUCAACCCCAAUCUGACGCCUAGGCUUCGAAGGCCCAACACCAAAGAUAUUGCGGUGCAGGUUAAUCCUAAAACCGAUGUAUCGGUGCAGUGCGCCCUGGGCCCGCGGACCCUGAUCCGAAACCGAAAUGUUUUGCGGAAAGGGGAUCGGGAAGCUCCGCUUCCAGUACGCAACGGGAGCGCAGUGACUCGUUACCCGCGCACCCUCGCCGUUUAUUCCCCGAUAACUUCCAGACGACUCACUUCCCUCCUGUCAGGAGUCAAGGGAGACAAGAGCGUAUCUAACCUCACAGGUGGCGAUGAAGACACCUUACUGAAAAGCGAGGGUUCCGAAAGUGAAGAGGCGACCGCAGAGAAGGCGGUCAACGAAAAGCUUAGUCCCGAGAAAGAUGGAAACGAGGAAAAAGACCUGUCAAACAUUACCGAUGACCAGAAAGACGAGACUCAAAGUGGAAAACAAAGCGAUUCUAAAAUCAAAGGACGCGUGAGGUUUCAGUUCCUGGAGCAAAAGUAUGGCUAUUACCACUGCAAAGAGUGCAACCUUCGCUGGGAGAGCGCAUACGUGUGGUGUGUGCAGGGAACCAACAAGGUAUACUUCAAACAGUUCUGCAGAACUUGUAAGAAGUCUUUCAAUCCUUACCGCGUUGAGGACAUAACCUGUCAGAUCUGUAACAAGUCCAGAUGCACAUGCCCAGCGACACCGCGUCACGUGGACCCCAAACGUCCGCAUCGUCAGGAUCUCUGCGGGAGGUGCAAGGGCAAGAGGCUGUCCUGCGACAGCACGUUCAGCUUCAAGUACAUCAUUUAGCCGCCCGUUGGAACGACGGCUUCCUUGCACUGGACUAUCUCUGACGGGACAAAGGCACUUGCUCUGCACAGCACUAUUUUGUUUUUGUAACGAUGAUUGAUUUUCAUCCUUUUGUUUUGUUGAAUGCUAAUGAAGGCUUAUAAUAAAUGACAAUCAGCAGCA